AUGAAAAGCAUCUCUGGGAUUAUAGAAAUACCAGACGAUGGCUGUCUUGAAAGGCGGAUUUCUGAUUUAAAUCACAUGUAUUGGAGACUUGGACCUGCGGACUUGGUAAUUUCUAAGAAAUCGAUUUCAAAUUCUAAAAUUAAAACCUAUUCAUACUUUUCUGGACUUUCAUUUAAUAAAAUAAGUGAUCUAAACAUACUAUACGAUCAGAUAAGCGCAAAUUUUUCUCGCAAUCACAUAGGUAAAAUGAAAAUAGAAUUCGAAGAAAUCGUUGUUUGCUGCUGGAAUGUAUUCAGCAAAUACGAUUGUCGAUUUCAUAUUACAAAAGAUAAGAAAAUUACAAUCAACACAUAUGAUUGCAAUAACAACCAAAUAUUCGUUAAAAAUAUCUCGUUUAAAGAGGCAACAUUAUCAUCAGCACUUAGAUUUUGGAUUCCAUAUGAGCAAUUAUUCAGAUCAUUAUAUAAUUUACAAUCAUAUAAGGUCGAUGAAAAAUCAAUGCCAGCUUACUUUUCUUAUAAUGAUCUUGCAAGAAUUGCAUCGGAAUUGCAGCCAUCUGAAGAUUUAGAAUAUGCAUUGGCAAUAUAUUGCCUUACUAAUUUGAAAGGAAACGAAUUUUAUUCAAUAAUUGAUUCAUUUUUAAAGCCGUUUCCAAGAAUUGUUGCACGGAUUUUGCAUUUUAUACCAUAUUCAUCUAAUCUUGCGAAUAAUUUAUAUCAUUAUCUUAUUAAUUCUCAGCAAUUAUCUCCAGAUGACAUUUAUAUUGCAAAAUGUAUACUUGAAAUGAGUAGUUCUAGAAAUGAUAAAGCAACAAUACAAAAAAUAACACCUUUACUUCAAAAUUCAGUAUGGUCUUCCCCUUCAUCUUGUAUGUGUUUUGCAAAAUAUCUGAUAAACAACAAAAAAUUUGAAGAUGCAAAGACAAUUGCAAAUGGAGCAUUCUUUAGUUUAGAAUACAAAGAGCCAGAAAGGAGAAGUUGUGUUCAAAAAAAUGUUUGCUAUCAAAAUGGAUUCUUUUUGAAACCAUCUCCAAGCAAAAUUGAGAUAGAAAUCAUUGAAAGUCAAGCCGAUGAAGAAUCAGACUUUAUUUACAAAAUUGUUUCGGAAUUAAAAGAAAAUUAUGAAAUUUCGAAACUUAAAGAUGUUUAUAACUAUCCAUUAAUGAAGCCAAAGAAUGGAGAAGUUAUAUACCUAUAUUUUAAAGGGAAUACAAAUAGAAAUAACUCAGAAAGUUCAUUUGACAUAGAUGAUCUCGAGGAUUUAUAUGAUCCUGGAGUUUCUGCACAAUUGACUGUCCCACAAUCAUUCUAUAAUCUUCCUUUCUCUCCAUUUUUCGAUGAUGUUCUCAAAACAAUCGAGACUGAAUCACUUGCCUUGGAGAGAUUGAUUAGAAAUGGAUCAGUUAAGACAAAAGAUGGAGCAAGAUAUGCAUUGGUGCUCGGAUUAAAGACAGGAAAUAAAAAGGCUUUCAAAAUCGGAAUGAAUUAUUUCAGAAACAAAAACAGAAUUAGACCGAUACACUUUUUAUUAGAAAUGGCAAUCUAUGCAAAGAAUGGAGGUGAAUUGCCA
Messenger RNA from Trichomonas vaginalis G3, 1569 nucleotides. Its product is annotated as bud site selection protein 7-related family. Gene Ontology annotation, molecular function: protein binding. The annotation marks the transcript as partial. Gene Ontology annotation, biological process: Golgi to plasma membrane transport. The transcript has a single exon. Gene Ontology annotation, cellular component: exomer complex. The record is from RefSeq and is a predicted model, not a curated record. Lineage: Eukaryota; Parabasalia; Trichomonadida; Trichomonadidae.